Molecule: messenger RNA, 2184 nt
Organism: Chondrus crispus (carragheen)
Lineage: Eukaryota; Rhodophyta; Florideophyceae; Gigartinales; Gigartinaceae
Exons: 2
Coding region: 1-2058 (685 amino acids)
Biological process (GO): intra-Golgi vesicle-mediated transport
Cellular component (GO): COG complex
Source: RefSeq, a predicted model, not a curated record
AUGCAAAAUCUCGUCGCCGCCGGAGACUUGCUGCGCGCCGUUCAUAGGUUUAGGAUAUGCACAGCAAAACUAGCCGAAGCCGGCCUUUUCCCUGCUGUCGGGCCAUCCGACGCUACUACGCCAGAUAACUUACCUGCAGCAGCAGCAGCGCUCCGUGAGCUAGAGGAACUCACCGGGUCACAAGGACCCCAGGGUCUUGAGAAAGUCGAUGGCGUUGCGAAGGAUAUUAUCGCCGUUCGAAAAGCAAGCACGGAAACUCGAAAGCGCGCCACCGCAAUUUUAAAAGCGGGGCUUGCGUCACGAACACAAACAGAUGUGGAAGCGGCGGUGUCUGCCUUCUCAUCUCUUAAUAUCCUUGAUGAUCGCAUUAAUGCGGAGCUCGCAAGAUUACUCAGAGAGACGCAGAGCUCCAUGCACCGAGCGCUGGAUGCUCCGCAUGGAGCUGUGGUGCCUGCUAGGGGGAGGGGACUCAGAGGCAUUCCUAGCAUUGGAUCUGUCGCGGCAUCUCCCGGAGGCGUUGAUGUAUGGGCGAACAUAGAUAGAAUGCUCGAGGUUGUCGCACAGGCUUGCUUCAAGGCAAUCCUACUUCAGCAAGUGCUAUCAAGAAAGUACUGUGAUGUUAGCCAUAUGUCUCUACUUCACGAUACCGUCGCUUCGAACUUCAUCGAUGCCUUGUCACGCACGAUGGCCGAGCAAAUUGGCAUGCUUGCCCGCACAAGAAAGCGACGGCCCGCCGCGGGUUACGUAUUUCUUGCUCUCGCGGAGGGCUUCCCGCGGCUGAAAUCGUCCCUCGUCAAUUUAUCAGACCGUGUCAGUGCGCUGGCACGUGUUUCCCCCACGCCAAUCACCAAAAUUGUUAACGCAUCAAAACUUCCUCUUAUCCCGAACCACGAGUUCAUACAGAAUGCUUUCUUCAGCGCAGUGGUCGAAGUCGAGACGCAUUAUCUCACGGCCUCUCUCGAACGGCUGACUGCGUCUGUUUCGUCAUUCUUCGAAGGCACUAAGUAUGCCGGUGAGACAGAGGCUCUUACACUGACAAAGGCGCUUGCAGCUGAGCUCACGGCUGCGCGUGGUGACAAGCAGUUGCUACGCACCGCAGUCAACAAUGUAGCCACAGCGCUUCGCUUGUACACAAGCCACGCAGAGGACUACGCCGCGGCGACAGCUAUAGAUGACGAUGGGAGAGCUCUCGGGGAGGUGGAGGAAUGGCGGCUAACAGGUUUGUACAACGGAAUGGUAACUCUAGCAGUAUCGGCUUCUAGAAUUUUAGGCGAACGUGAUGACGGAUCAGGACCAAUCCCCGAGCCCAUCUCUAAGGAAUUGGGGACGUUGAAGCAUCUGUGUGAUUUGUUGCUUGACGGACCGUUUUCAACGUGCAGGAGUAAUAUUCGCAAGGUGCUGCUACGAAUGCAUACAGAAGACUUGACUGGCGAAGUAGGGGAUGAUGGUUGCAGCGUUUACGUGUUAGAUAUCUCCUCUCAAAUAUCAAUGUUUGCGGAUGGAAUCAUUCCCGGGCUAACUCGUUCGCGGUCAUUGGGAAAAUUCACACUUGAUCUGGCCAAGUGGGUGCUGGAUGCAUUUGCACAGAGCGUGGCUUUGGUUUUUCCACAAACUGAGCUUGUCAGGCUGAGAUUGUCAACAGACAUGGCGCGCAUUGAGUUGGCAGUCGAAAGUCUAUGUGCAGCCCGACUUCUAGGAAAGAGCUACCAGUGCAUUCGAGCCUUGCGAACGACUAUGAUGUUGAAGACGGAGGCACUACACCAAAAUGAUGAAGAGCUCUUCGACCAAUUGAAUGCUCUUCGGCCAUCGACACUGGCUCAUUUGCUUCUUGCACGUUCGAGUGAAGGUGGGUUGAAACAACCUCACCGUAGGCAAGAUAUCUCUCCGAGCGAAUACGCGUCAUGGCUAGAAAGCCACACUGAAGAAGAAGCAUGGGAACAAGUAGAACUCUCUCUGGAGGAGUACAGAACGACUGAAUUGAAGCCUGGGAGUGCUCCUUGCCCCGAGUAUAAGGCCGUAACGUCCCUAUGCAAGAAACUACGAGAGUCUGAAAACUAAAAGGGAGCAAACAGUCCAUUCUAAUCAUAACUAAAAUCUACGUUUGUAGGUUUUCUCAGUGUAGCAAUACUUUCUCUGACAGCUCUGAACGACUAAACUUCCGACGUGCGCCCUGAAGCAUGGUGA